CUGCGCACACGGUCGCCACUACCACUGAACGUUUCCCGCGGAGGCUGAACGAAAUGAACUGACCUUUUUUCUUUCUCUCUCUGUCUUUUUUCCCCCCCUGUCUUCUUUUACGGCCUGGAUGGAUACACUCUGUUUUGGGAGAGCUGACAGCAGGGGUCCGGGAACCUGUAGAUGCGUCAGGAGUUCAGAGUAAAUGGACGGCCUAUUGGCUCCAAAGUGCUGAAGCUCUCUAAAGUCAUUCCUGUGUUUUGGUGUGAACAUCCCUGAGGAGUUUUGUGUAUCAUCAGGACCUUGAGACACACCCACACACACACUGAUGUUCAGCCUCUCCUUCUCACAGUAGACCUGGCAGACCUCUAAUCUCUGAAAGAUUGAUGAGGUCCUGUCCAGGCGCAGGAGGCCUGGCACAGUGUUGAUAAGGCAGCUUCCAUUUCAGUACAUUUUAUCCGUCACGCCUUCCUUUCUUCUCGUCUUUUCCAUCACACUGAGGGACACAGGACUGUCUUUAAAUUGUGAGAGAGGAUUAUGACUCACCAAGCCCGCUGGGCAAGAAGUACAGUGUUUUAAGAAACAGGAACCAUGAAAUGCCCCAGAAGUGACAGUUCUGUUUUCUUCUGUCACUCCUUCUUGGACAGUCGUGUGGUAGCCGAGCAGGACGCCAGCGUCGGCAUGUCACUCUCAAACUGCUGGAGCUUGAAUAUAGUGAAACUACAGCAAGAUACACAGAGCUGAGAGUAACUGGACACACAUCACACACACACACACACACACACACACACACACGAUUCUACACACGACAAUGUGCAACAUCUCAUUCUGUGAUGUGGACAGUAAGGUGGACCAGUUCUUCCAGCCCACGCUCUACAUCAUAGUCAUCGUUCUGGGGCUGCCCACUAACUGCAUGGCACUGUGGGCUGCCUACAUGCAGGUACGCCAACGCAAUGAGCUCGGCAUCUACCUGAUCAACCUGUCGGUAGCUGACCUCCUCUACAUCACCACUCUCCCUCUGUGGAUCGACUACUUCUUGCAGCAUGAUCACUGGAUCCAUGGUCAAGAGAGCUGCAAACUGUUUGGCUUCAUCUUCUACACUAAUAUCUACGUCAGCAUCGCCUUCCUUUGCUGUAUAUCGCUGGACAGGUACCUGGCUGUGGCAUACCCUCUGCGCUUCACCAAGGUCCGACGAAUCAAAACAGCUGUCCUCGUCAGCGCCAUGGUAUGGAUCAUUGAGAUCGUAGCCAACUCUGCUCCUCUCUUCCAUGAUGAGCUCUUCCAGGACCGGUUCAACCACACCUUCUGCUUUGAGAAGUAUCCCAUGCAGGACUGGGUGGCAGGGAUGAACCUCUACAGGACAUUUCUUGGCUUCCUUGCCCCGUGGACAGCCAUGCUGGUUGCUUACCAUGGGAUCCUGGCAGCAGUGCGCUGCAAUGUCUCAACAGAACGUCAGGAAAAGGCCAAAAUUCAGCGUUUGGCUUUGAGUUUAAUCCUGAUUGUUUUGGUCUGCUUUGGACCGUAUCACGUCCUCCUCCUGGUGAGGAGUGUCAUGUUUCUAAGGAAGCCGUGUGACUGUGGCUCAGAAGUGAGCUUGUAUGCAGCGUACCACGUAUCGUUGGCACUGACCAGCCUCAAUUGUGUCGCCGACCCCAUUUUGUACUGUUUCGUCAACGAGGGGGCUAGGCAUGAUGUCAGCCAAGCCCUCUCAGCGUUACUCUCUGCAGCCUGCCACAAGGGCUCCUCUUGCUCACCAUCGCACGCCGACAUACUGAAUGCUGGUUCAGUUACCAUGGAAACACCACUAUCAGCAAAGAAACAGCCUUGUGUGUACACUGAUGGAGGCAAAACAAACAGCUACAAGACAGAGCUGGUGGCUCUGAAGGAAGAGUGUCUACAGAUGACCAUCCUCAGUGUUAGGAAGUGACUUCUACCUGGAACACCCAGUAGCAGGUCCAAACUGUUCAGGUUAGUGGAAA
This is a messenger RNA of Xiphias gladius (swordfish), 1967 nucleotides long. RefSeq names its product G protein-coupled receptor 4 (gene gpr4). Gene Ontology annotation, molecular function: G protein-coupled receptor activity. NCBI's taxonomy places the organism in Eukaryota, Metazoa, Chordata, Actinopteri, Istiophoriformes, Xiphiidae. The coding region runs from base 800 to 1915 and encodes 371 amino acids. Gene Ontology annotation, cellular component: membrane. The record is from RefSeq and is a predicted model, not a curated record. The transcript has 4 exons. Gene Ontology annotation, biological process: G protein-coupled receptor signaling pathway.